Molecule: messenger RNA, 3971 nt
Organism: Silurus meridionalis
Lineage: Eukaryota; Metazoa; Chordata; Actinopteri; Siluriformes; Siluridae
Gene: daam1a
Product: dishevelled associated activator of morphogenesis 1a
Exons: 25
Coding region: 261-3434 (1057 amino acids)
Biological process (GO): actin cytoskeleton organization
Cellular component (GO): stress fiber
Molecular function (GO): small GTPase binding; actin binding
Source: RefSeq, a predicted model, not a curated record
GUUCACACUGCUGAAGCAGAGAGAGGAGACACACAGUGUGUCAAACCCCUGUAGAUGAUCAGACUCGUGUAAAGGAAGGCGGUAGGGUGAAAGUGCACUACACCCGACUAGGCAGAAGGAUUUGGGCUGGAUUAAGGGUGUGGUGUGGAUUGAGACAAUGCCGUGGAGUUUAAACACAUAGAGCAGGGCAGGUUUAAGCUGCUCCUUCACACAGACUCAUACCUGCACAGGAUCUGGCUGUGUCAUACUGUGAUGCAGCAAUGACUCCUCAUAAGCAGUCAUCUCGCAGCUGGACCUCCAUCCUGUGCUGCUUUAAGAGAAGCGAGCAACCUGAGAUCACCUACAGCGUCAGCCAUGACACCAACAUCACUCUACAUGGGAUGGAGCCCGGGCUGCCCAUCCCUCCCAGUGAGGAGCUGGAUGCUAUAUUCUCUGAGCUUGUGGAUGAACUGGACCUCACCGAAACGCACCGAGCCGCCAUGUUUGCUCUCCCUGCUGAGAAGAAAUGGCAGAUAUACUGCAGCAACAAGAUGGAACAGGAGGAGAAUAAAGGAGCGAUAAGUUCGCCUAAAUAUUACAUCGACCAGAUCAACUUAAUGGCUGCUAAAAAGACGCUUAUGGCUACAGAGAAGGAGGAUGAAGAGCAGAGGAGCAAAUCUAUUGAGGGAUUAAAGACAGCGUUAAGGACACAACCCAUGAGUUUUGUGACCCAGUUCAUCGACGAGGACGGCCUGACCUGUCUGCUGAACUUCCUGAAGAACAUGGACUACGAGACAAACGAGUCUCAGAUCCACACCUCAAUGAUCGGGUGCAUCAAGGCUCUGAUGAACAACUCUAAAGGUCGCUCCCAUGUCCUGGCCCACCCUGAGAGCAUCAACAUCAUCGCUCAGAGCCUCAGCACCGAGAACAUCCGCACCAAAGUGGCUGUGCUGGAGAUCCUGGCUGCCGUGUGUCUUGUCCCUGGCGGCCAUCGCAAAGUGCUGGAGGCAAUGAUACACUAUCAGAGAUACGCCAGCGAGAGGACGCGCUUCCAGUCUCUGGUGAAUGAGUUGGACAGGAGUACGGGUCGUUACAGAGACGAGGUGAACCUGAAGACCACUGUCAUGUUCUUCAUUAAUGCUGUGCUUAGUCAGGGAGCUGGAGAGUCGAGUCUGGACUUCAGGAUUCACUUACGCUACGAGUUCCUCAUGCUGGGAAUCCAACCGGUCAUCGACAAACUCCGGAGUCAUGAGAACGAGACGCUGGACCGGCAUCUGGACUACUUUGAAAUGAAGAGAAACGAGGAUGAGUUGGAAAUGGCCAAACGCUUUGAGAAUGUUCAUGUCAACACUAAAAGUGCGUCACAGGUGUUUGAGCUCAUCCGAAAAAGAAUCAACCACACUGAGGCCUUUCCACACUUUAUCUCCAUCCUCCAGCACUGUCUGCACAUGCCCUAUAAGUGGAGUGGGAACAUGGUACACUACUGGCUCCUCCUCGACCGAAUCGUCCAGCAGAUCGUCCUACAGACAGAUAAAGGUCACGAUCCUGAUGUUGCACCACUAGAGAACUUCAACGUGAAGAACGUGGUGAAAAUGUUGGUGAAUGAAAAUGAGGUGAAACAGUGGAAAGAGCAGGCAGAGAAGACGAGGAAAGAACAGAGUGAGCUGCAGCAGAAGCUGGAGAAAAAGGAACGAGAGUGUGAAGUGAAGGCGCAGGAGAAAGAGGAGAUGAUGCAGACCCUCAGUAAAAUGAAGGAGAAACUGGAGAAGGAGAACAACGAACACAAACUCACCAAACAGCAAGUGGCUUCACUCAUGGCUCAGCUUCAGCAGCUCAGUAAUAGAGCAUUUGUUCCUGGAGCACCUUCUCAUGUUCCUGAAACUCCUGGUGCUCCCUCUGCUCCUUUACCUUCAGCUGCGGGUCUUGCUCCUCCUCCUCCUCCUGCUCUCACUACUCCAGGUGGGAUUCCUCCUCCUCCUCCACCUCCUCCUCCUCCAGGAGCUCCUCCACCUCCCCCUGGACUUCUAUUCGGUUCUCUUGGAUCCUCAGGACAGAAGAAAAAGGACAUUCCUCAACCUUCAAACCCACUUAAGUCCUUCAACUGGGCCAAACUUAAUGAGAACAAGCUAGAAGGAACCUUGUGGACAGAGCUGGACGAUAUCAAAAUUUUUAAAGUUCUGGACCUGGAGGACAUUGAGAGAACGUUUUCAGCCUACCAGAGACAGCUGAAAGACACUGGUGAUGACACAGCUGCAAAGAAAGUGAAGGAGCUGUCGGUUAUUGACGGCCGCCGAGCACAAAACUGCAACAUCCUCCUGUCACGGUUAAAGUUGAACAAUGAUGAGAUUAAGAAGGCCAUAAUGACCAUGGACGAGCAGGAGGACCUUCCCAAAGACAUGCUGGAACAGUUGUUGAAGUUUGUUCCAGAGAAGAGUGACAUAGACCUUCUUGAGGAGCACAAACAUGAGCUGGACAGAAUGGCCAAAGCCGACCGCUUCUUCUACGACAUGAGCAGGAUAAAUCAUUAUCAGCAAAAACUGCAGUCGCUCUACUUUAAAAAGAAGUUUGCUGAAAGAGUUGCAGACAUCAAGCCAAAGAUUGAAGCUCUCAGUCAGGCAUGUUCAGAGGUGCUACAGAGUCAAAACCUGCGCCAGCUCCUGGAGGUCAUCUUGGCUCUUGGGAACUACAUGAACAAAGGUCAAAGGGGAAACGCGUACGGCUUCAAAAUUUCCUCGCUCAACAAGAUCGCUGACACCAAGUCCAGCAUCGACAAGAAUAUCACUCUGCUCCAUUACUUGAUCAUGAUCUUAGAGCAGAAAUUUCCCAAAGUGGCGCUGUUUUAUAACGACCUGCAGAAUGUCCCAGAGGCUGCAAAAGUCAACAUGACAGAAUUGGAGAAAGACAUGAAUAACCUGCGCAGCGGCCUAAAGAGUAUGGAGGCGGAGCUCGAGUACCAGAAGACUCGUCCCCAGGACUCAGGUGAUAAGUUUGUGUCUGUGGUCAGUCAGUUCAUCACGGUGGCAGGAUUCAGCUUCUCAGAGGUGGAAGAUUCACUACAGGAGGCCAAGGAGACGUUCCAGAAGGUGGUGAAAGUGUACGGUGAGGAACCGAGCUCGGUGCAGCCUGACGACUUCUUCAGGAUCUUUGAUCAGUUCCUGCAGGCGUUCGCUGAAGCCAAACAAGAUAACGAGAACAUCCGCAAACGAAAGGAGGAGGAGGAGCGCAGGGCUCGCCUGGAGGCUCAGAUGAAGGAGCAGAGGGAAAAGGAGCGAAAGGCGCGUAAAGCGAAGGAGAACUGUGAGGAGGACGGCGAGUUUGACGACCUCGUCUCCGCCCUGCGAUCCGGAGAAGUGUUCGACAAAGAUCUGAGCAAAAUGAAACGCAACCGCAAACGAGCAAACACUCAGCCGCUCGAAACGAGCCGAGAAAGACCCGUCGGCAAAUUCAAUCUCUGAGGAAAACCUGCACUAUUUUAGAGACGAACUUAUUCUAACGAGUCAAGAGAAAAAGAAAGAGAGAGAAUAUUGUAUAAUGUUGCACUGCAGUGGCCUGGUAGCUAAUCAGCUAUUCUGCCAUUCAUCAGAAAUUAGCAGGAACAAUAAAAACAAACCCCUUGUGGGGAGACACAUGGAUGUGUUACAUGUAAAGGAGCUUAGCAGCUGAAUUUCCAGUGUUAAAACUGAUGUAUUGUGAAUAUUGUAUGCAUGUGCAUGUAUGUGCCAUAUUAAUGAUAAACGAACAUUUUGCUUGCGCGCGCGCGUGCGUGCGUGUGUGUGUGUGUGUGUGUGAAUGAAAACGUGCCAAAGCUGCCACCUUUCGGUGACCUCCAAGUAUUGCACCUUCUCAAUAUGAACGAUUACGAAUGAUUAUUAUUAUUAUUUUUUUUUUUUAUCUCUAUUGGAAAUAAGGGCUAAUUCGGAUUAUCUGUGUAUGUUUUCACUCUCACUGUUAAUGUGUAUUUGGUUUGUUAGUGAUAAAAAUGUUGCCACAGA